GAAGACGUCACCUCACAGCAGCUUGUGAGGACGCCCCAACAUGGCGUCAUGACAGUUCUGUGAGGCAAAGCCCGUGACAGCAACCGUGAGGCAGAAUGGAGAGUAUGGAGACCCUGACCGAGCUGGGUGACGAGCUCACCCUGGGGGAUAUUGACGAAAUGCUUCAGUUUGUCAGCAACCAAGCCGGGGAGUUUCCAGACCUUUUUGAUGAUCAGCUGUGCCAGAGCUACCAUGGGAGCACCACAGGCAUGGAUGUUACCUUGUCCAAAAGUUACAGCCAGGUGCAGCCUCAGACUUACCAGACCCCCACCCAGCAGCCUCCGGCAGCACCAGUCAAAGCCCCAACCCAAGCCACGGCCCAGAGGACUGCACCGCUCCUUCAGCCCAGGCCCCUGCUACAGUCACCCCCUCAGCCACAGCUACAGCAGCAAACAGUGAUGCUCACCCCCACGUUUAGCACUGCACCUCAAACCAGGUUCAUACAGCAGCCACUCAUUUACCAGAACGCAGGGACUACCAGUUUCCAAGUGCUGCAGCCUCAGUUACAGAGCUUGAUGACCACUCAGCAGAUGCAGCCCGUCACAAUUCAGCAGCAGGUACAGACGGUCCAGGCCCAGAGAGUGCUGACACCCAAUGGUACCAUCCAGACACUGACCCCAGCCACGCAAAGCACUAUCCAGACGCUGACACCGGCCACUAUGCAGACCAUGACCCCUCAGGUUCAACAAGUUCCCGUGCUGGUGCAGCCUCAGAUAAUAAAGACAGAAUCCUUGGUCCUCACUGCACUAAAGGCAGAUGGCAGCCCUGUGAUGACUGCAGUGCAGAAUCCUGCGAUUACCACACUGACUACACCGCUACAGACCACAGCCCUGCAGAUGCCGACCCUGAUGGGUGGCAGUGGGACCAUUCUCACUACCAUGCCAGUGAUGAUGGGGCAGGAAAAGAUGCCCAUCAAGCAGGUUCCAGGUACCUUGAAGCAGUUGGAAGUACCAAAGGAAGGUGAGAGGAGAACAACCCACAACAUCAUUGAGAAGAGGUAUCGCUCUUCCAUUAACGACAAAAUCCUUGAGCUAAAAGACUUGGUGAUGGGCACUGAUGCCAAGAUGCACAAGUCUGGGGUCCUGAAGAAGGCCAUUGAUUACAUUAAGUACCUGCAGCAACUCAACCAGAAACUGCGCCAAGAAAACAUGGCGCUGAAAUUGGCCAAUCAGAAAAACAAAUACCUGAAAGGUAUCGACCUAAGCAGCCUGGUGGACAGCAACAUAGAAAUGAAGAUGGAUGAAUUCAACCAAAACAUUCUGUUGAUGUCACCACCGGCAUCUGAUUCUGGGUCUCCAGCUGUCUUCUCACCAUAUUCAGUAGACUCUGAGCCAGGUAGCCCCCUGCUGGAUGAUAAGGUUAAGGAUGAGCCUGACUCCCCCUCUGGGCUGGGCAUGAUGGAUCGCUCGCGCAUGUUACUCUGCACCAUGACCUUCCUCUGCUUGUCCUUUAAUCCGCUGACGUCCCUGCUGCACUCAGAAGGUGGCCAACCAUCAAACAGAGCUGUACAUGGUACUGGGAGAACCAUGCUGGGCAUCGAGAUGUCAGGCCUCUCUAACAGUUGGCUUGAUUGGCUCGUCCCCACGUUACUCCUUUGGCUUCUAAAUGGUGUGAUCGUUCUCAGCGUGUUCAUGAAACUGCUGAUCCAUGGAGAGCCCGUCACACGCAUGCAUUCCCGCUCCUCAGUCAAGUUCUGGAGACACCGCAAACAAGCAGACCUGGAUCUCACACGGGGCGAUUUUGGGGCGGCUACAGCGAACCUGCAGACAUGUUUGUGUGUGUUGGGCCGCUCGCUUCCUUCCUCCCGUUUGGACCUGCUGUGCAGUCUGUCCUGGAACAUCAUUCGUUGCAGCCUUCAGAAGAUCAGUUUGGUGCGUUGGUUGUUGAAGCGAACCCCAGGGCACUGCAAGAAAGCAGAGUUUCAGGACGAGGCCACAACCAGCGCCAGAGAUGCUGCUCUUGUCUACCACAAACUUCAUCAGCUGUACCUGACAGGUAAACUGCCUUCCGGCUGGCACUGCUCCGGCCUCAAUCUCGCUCUGUGUGCCGUGAACCUGGCAGAGUGCGCAGGAGACAAGAUCCCGGCAAGUUUGCUAGCAGAAAUUCACCUGACCACAGCCCUGCAGAUGAAAACCAGCUUUCCCUGGAGAUUCCGCUUCCUCUCUGCAUAUUUUCUGGGUUGUGCACAGAGUAGCUGCUCUUCCUCAGAGGAGUCGCUCCCUGACUCUCGGCGCUGGCUAUCUCACCCACUCGGGAAGCAAUUCUUUAUAGCGUGCACAUGGACAAGCAAAAGUGCUGCACGAGAUUCACUGUACAGCUCUCCUAGAAACCCAGUGGAUCCCGUCGCCCAGAUUCAUCGCACUUUCUGUGAGUCCUUCCUGCAGAAAGCAUUAUAUUUACUGGUGAAACCUGAGGCUAAGUUGUCUGCUGAUGAGGAGAGCUGCGAGUUCUACACUGCCCGCGAGUACCUGAAACUCCUUAGUGGCUUCUCAGACUCUGUGGGGAAUGUCGCCUGUCUCCCUCUCAGUGCAUCCUCUUCUGGGUUGUCCUCUGCAGGCCCAGAUCCCAUUUGCCGAUGGUGGGGCUCUGUAUCCUAUAUGGUCAUUGGUUGGUUGCAAGGUGAUGAUGCUGCAGUAAAAUGUCACUUUGUGGAUGUUGAAAGGAUUCCUAAGCUCCUGGACUCUGAUAACCCAUUGGUAAAAAGUGUGAACCACAUAUGCCGAGCCAUGCAGGCGUCCUUGUCAGGAAAGUCAGAUGGACCACAGAUUUCAUUCAGUCACUGUGAGAAGGCCAGCGCUUUCCUGUGGAAUAGUCUGAACAUGAGCAGUGGCAGCAACAGUGAACUCAACAAGGUGGUGCAGCUUCUGGUCUGUGAUCUGCUGCUCUCUAUACGCACUUCCUUAUGGCAGAAGCAAGCUGGAGCUAGUCCUGCAUCUGGGGAAGUCAUUCCAGCUUCCACUUCUGUGCUGACCGGGUUCCAGCGAGAUCUCAGCAGCCUGCGCAGACUUGCACUGACCUUUAAACCUGCUCACUGCAAGCUGUUCUUACAUGAAGCCACUGUACGUCUCAUGGCUGGGGCGAGCCCAACACGCACACACCAACUACUGCAGCACAGUCUGCGGAGACGCACAACCACCAGCAAACAAGGUGAAGUAGACUCAUUACCCGGCCAGAGGGAGAGAGCGGCAGCGAUUCUCUUGGCUUGUCGCCAUUUGCCAUUAUCCUUUUUGUCCUCUCCAGGGCAGAGGGCUGUCAUGUUGGCAGAGGCAGCUCGGACUCUAGAGAAAGUUGGUGACCGCCGCUCCUACCAUGACUGCCAACAGAUGAUGGUGAAGCUAAGUGGGGGCACCGCCAUGGCAGCUUCGUGAAUAAGACUUAAGUUCAUUAUCAGACCAAGAACUUCAUGUCAGCUUACCCCAGGUGGGGCCUAGCAAUCGCCAGAUAAGACAAUGAAGCAAGCCCGGGUACAGCGCCGUGUGCUGGCAGCGCCCACUCUUCAGACCUUUUUAUACCCUGUAUUUUGUUUGCUUCCUUCACACUCAGGGUCCAUGACGUUUAUGGCUAAACUGCUCAUGGCACGUAAGGGGCUUUGUAAACCUACACCUUAAACAAGAAAAUGCAGACCAUCUUAUUCUUACCUACUUAGUUCUUUGUAUACUUUUUACCAGCACGCUGGGCAGGGCAUUCUGCUCUGCUCCUAUUGUUACUUUACAAACUUAAAGCCAAGUCACCAAAAUGACAACAAAACCUAAACAAGUCAGAGCUGAUACGCAGCAGCAUUUACUUUAUACACCGCACUGCAGGGCAAGAAUCUCCUGUUACUUAUUUAGUGCCAAUCUACCAACUGGCACACAAGAACCUCACUGGCACAUGUCUAACCCAUAGCUGUCCGAUCACUUAUUCCUGUCAUCCUGUAGCACUUAUCUUGCUUAAAGGGACAUAAAACCCAAUUAUAUUCCUUCAUGAUUCAGAUAGAGCAGCAAUUUUAAAAAAAACUUUUCAAUUUACUUCUAUCUUCUAAUUUGUUUUGUUCUCUUGGUAUCCUUUGUUUAAAAUCAUACCUAGGUAUGCUCAGCAGCUGCUCAUUGGUGGCUGCACAUAUAUGCCUCGUUAUUGGCUCACCCAUGUGCAUUGCUGUUUCUUCAAUAAAGGAUAACAAGAGAAUAAAGCAAAUUAGGUAAUUUAAGUAAAUUAGGAAGUUGUUUACAUUUGUAUUCUCUAUCUGAAUCAUAAAAGAACAAAUGUAGGUUUAAUGUCCCUUUAAAGGGUUAUUACAUUUAAAUUUCCAUUGUGCAUUUAAACACACACUUUUUUUUAUACAAUAAAAAUAUUUUCCUGAAAAAGGUGAAGCUAAAACUUUGAAACUAAAAGGAAAUGCACAACUGCUCUGUGGGAUAGAAUCUCAUCAGCUGACAAUUGCCACAGGUAAAAUGCCCCAUGUUCAUUGAUCCUGCAAGUGGCCCCCACUGUUAGAGUUGGACACCUGUAGUCUGAUUAUACCCAACUGUAUAGUUUAGAAUGACCAAGAAAUAUAUUAAACCAAGACGUGUCAGUUUUAUUCAUAAUAACCCUAACUACUGUAUCAACACCAGUUUCUACAAUAUAUACUUUACCUCCAUGAUUUUUAUCCUUAAAGGGAUACUAAACCCAAUUUUUUUGUUUAAUGAUUCAGAUAGAGCUGCAAUUUUAAGCAACUUUCUAAUUUACUCCUCUUAUCAAUUUUUCUUCGACCUCUUGCUACCUUUUUUUAAAAAAAAAUUUUAAAGCGUUCUCUUGCAAUAUUUAUUUGAAAAGGGAGGAAUCUAAGCUUAGGAGCCGGCCCAUUUGUGGUUCAGCACCCUGGAUAGCGCUUGUGAUUGGUGGGUACAUUUAGCCACCAAUCAGCAGGCGCAACCUAGGUGCUGAACUAAAAAUAUUACUGUUUUUUCAAUACCAAGAGAAUGAAGAAAAAUUGAUAAUAAGAGUAAAUUAGAAAGUUGCUUAAAAUUGCAUUCUCUAUCUGAAUCACAAAAGAAAAAAAUUUGGGUUCAGUAUCCCUUUAAAUCUGCAAUAAGGGACCAAUACAGCUGACUACUCGUUUGCGUUUUUUUUUUUUUUUUUCUCCACCAACUGGAGAUUCAAAGGAGUUUUACAAGACUGUACAAUAAACUGACUCAUUUCUGUACAGAAUCUGCAGCCUUCUCUGUAAAUAGUUUAAUCUUAUUUCCUGCUAUGCACGCACAUCGUGUAGGUGAGAGAGAAACCUUUAUAUAUAUAUAUAUAUAUAUUAUGUAUAUUUAUUUUUUAUGAUUUUUUGUUUUUGGAAACGAAGGGGAAAAUGUCUGAAAAUACAGGAAAUUCCAAAUGAUGGAUUCAUUAAUUUAAUGUAUUCAGCUUGUUACAGGUCCACUGUAAAUAACACAGCAAUUGCUAUUUAAUAAUUAUUAUUUUGUUAAAUAAAAUUCUGUGAUAUUUAAUAUUG
Messenger RNA from Bombina bombina (fire-bellied toad), 5500 nucleotides. It is a transcript of the gene SREBF2, whose product is annotated as sterol regulatory element binding transcription factor 2. Gene Ontology annotation, molecular function: protein dimerization activity; RNA polymerase II cis-regulatory region sequence-specific DNA binding; DNA-binding transcription factor activity, RNA polymerase II-specific. Gene Ontology annotation, biological process: positive regulation of cholesterol storage; positive regulation of transcription by RNA polymerase II. Gene Ontology annotation, cellular component: nucleus. The record is from RefSeq and is a predicted model, not a curated record. The transcript has 19 exons. NCBI's taxonomy places the organism in Eukaryota, Metazoa, Chordata, Amphibia, Anura, Bombinatoridae. Bases 96 to 3407 code for a protein of 1103 amino acids.